Frieseomelitta varia is the source of this 2189-nucleotide messenger RNA. RefSeq names its product serine hydroxymethyltransferase (gene Shmt). Gene Ontology annotation, molecular function: zinc ion binding; mRNA regulatory element binding translation repressor activity; serine binding. Gene Ontology annotation, cellular component: nucleus; cytosol; cytoplasm. The record is from RefSeq and is a predicted model, not a curated record. The coding region runs from base 556 to 2124 and encodes 522 amino acids. NCBI's taxonomy places the organism in Eukaryota, Metazoa, Arthropoda, Insecta, Hymenoptera, Apidae. Gene Ontology annotation, biological process: tetrahydrofolate interconversion; folic acid metabolic process; L-serine catabolic process. The transcript is spliced from 8 exons.
CGCUCUAGACUUGCAUGUACUCGAAGAAAGUACGUCGAUAGUGAACUACUUUCAAAGUAAUAUUAUUACGCACACUAAUAUUGCAGAAUCUGUUAUUAUUAAUUCUCAUUUAAAUUAUACAGCGAUUUAAAGAUAUACUGAUUUUAUAUUGUGAUGUAGUGAAACAUUUCCAAUUAGAUAAUUAUACAGUGGAGUUGUUACAAAGUGAAAUUAUAAAAUUAAAUCGUCAGGGAUAUUUCAAUCAAAGUGACAUAGUACAAGAAGUAUCUACAUCCUUUUUAAAAUGGAUUGGAAAUAACCGGACCCACAUUCUUUUCGGGAAACUUCUCAUCUCUGUACGACACGUGUUGAUGCAAAUAUAAUAUCAUCGUUUCGAAUCUUGAGAUUACUGAGUUAUUAUAGUUGAAUUCGUUUUAGGUUGGAAAUUACAACUAGAUGAAAUUUUUUGCUGGACGCGUUGGUUACAAUAAAUAUGCAAGAGAUUUGAAAAAUUUCGACUUAUCUUGUAUAUUUCAUGUAUCGUCGUUUCGUAUUUGAUUUAAGAAACAAUUUGUUAUGAUUACGAAUUGGCUGAAUUUAAAUCGUUCUGGUUUUCGAUUGGUUGAAAACCUAAUCAGUCGCAUGCAGUAUAUAAAAGAUCGUGCGACUCGAAGAUAUGUAGCAGAAGUCUUCCAAGAUUCAAAUUUUAACAUGUAUUUUUCAACCACUUGUUGCACAUCGAAGCUCCACAUGCCUGAAAUAAUUUAUAAAAAUGUCUGGGAGAUAGACCCGGAACUCUUUGAGUUAAUGAAAAAGGAGAAAAAGAGGCAAGAAUCUGGUCUUGAAAUGAUUGCUAGUGAAAAUUUUACAUCUCUUAGCGUUCUUCAAUGCUUGGGUUCUUGUCUUCAUAAUAAAUAUAGUGAAGGCCUUCCAGGUCAAAGAUAUUAUGGAGGGAAUGAAUACAUUGAUGAAAUUGAACUGUUAGCACAAAAACGUGCUUUAGAAGCAUUUGAUCUAAAUCCCGAAGAAUGGGGCUGCAACGUACAACCAUAUUCAGGAAGUCCAGCUAAUUUUGCUGUCUAUACAGGUUUAAUUGAGCCUCAUGGUCGUAUAAUGGGUUUGGACCUUCCUGAUGGAGGACAUCUUACACAUGGGUUUUUUACUCCAACUAAAAAAGUUUCUGCGACAUCAAUAUUUUUUGAAUCAAUGCCAUACAAAGUUAAUCUUGAUACUGGUUUAAUUGAUUAUGAUAAAUUAGCUGAGGAAGCAAGUUUAUUUAAACCUAAAAUUAUAAUAGCAGGUGUAUCUUGUUAUAGUAGAUGUUUAGACUACAAGAAAUUCAGGCAAAUAGCGGAUCAAAAUAAUGCUUACCUGUUUAGUGAUAUGGCUCAUGUAUCAGGAUUAGUUGCAGCUAAAUUAAUUCCUAGCCCAUUCGAAUAUAGCGAUGUUGUGUCUACUACAACUCAUAAAACUUUAAGAGGGCCUCGUGCUGGUAUUAUCUUCUUUCGGAAAGGAGUUAGAAAAAUUGGAAAAGAUAGUCAAAAAAUUAUGUACGAUAUAGAAGAUAAAAUUAAUCAAGCUGUAUUUCCGGGACUACAAGGUGGACCUCACAAUCAUGCAAUCGCAGGCAUAGCUACAGCAAUGAAACAAGUUAAAUCACCAGAAUUUCUUAAAUAUCAGAAACAAAUUGUAGCUAAUGCAAAGAGACUAUGUUCAAAACUUCAGGAGCAUGGUUAUAAAAUCAGUACAGAUGGAACUGAUGUUCAUAUGUUACUUGUAGAUUUACGAAAUAAAGGCAUUACAGGAGCUAAAGCAGAGAAGAUUUUGGAGAGUAUUUCCAUAGCUUGCAAUAAAAAUACAGUGCCUGGUGAUAAAAGUGCAUUGAAUUGCAGUGGUAUCAGACUUGGUACACCUGCAUUAACCACUCGUGGUUUAGUUGAAGAAGAUAUUGAUAAAGUUGUCGAUUUUAUACAUAGAGGUCUAUUACUUGGUAAGGAAGUGUCUAACAUUUCUGGUCCCAAGCUCGUUGACUAUAAAAGAAUAUUAAGUACUGAUGUCAAUAUAAAAGCAAAAGUUACAGUUUUAAGAGAAGAAGUUGAAACAUUUUCUAGGCAAUUUCCUAUUCCUGGUUUUGAAGAAUAUUAAUAAUAUUGAUUCGUCAUGAUAUAAUUUUCUGUAUUGCAUUUAUUUUCUAUAAAUUUUGUAAGAAA